AUGGCACCGAGUGUUGCCUAUGUGGAGACUCAGUUGGUUCAGCUUCAUAGAAGGCUAAAGCCCCUCGCACAGGCUGAGACCGAUAGACUGCUGCAGCUGAAGAAAAGGGAGUUCGGCGCCGAGGAGUUGUAUUCGUGGGAUAGGGCGUAUUAUCUCCACAAGCAAAACCAGGAGAACUUCUCAGUGAACCACGCGCUCCUAAAUCUCUUUGGUAUCAAGUUUGAGCGUAUUGAGACCUCAGUAUGGCACGGGAGUGUCGUUGUAUACGAAGCAUGGGACACCCCCGAUGAAGGAGGCCAGUUUUUAGGUCACCUGUACGUGGAUAUCCUUGAUAGAAAGGGGAAAUAUCGUGGGGCACAUCAUGUUCUUAUCCAACCGGGCUUCAUCGAAGCGAAAGGUGAAAGGCAUUACCCCGCGUCAGCGUUGGUGUGUAGCUUUGCUAAUCCAACACUUUCCCGUCCAUCGCUGCUUCAGCAUAGUGAAGUGAAGACCAUGUUCCAUGAGUUUGGACAUGCCAUUCACAACAUUGUUGCCAGGACCAAGUAUUCAAUAUCUCAUUCUCGAGACUUCAUUGAGAUUCCCAGCAUCAUGCUGGAGAACUGGAUCUGGCUCCCGGAUAUAUUGGUUCGACUUGGCCGUCACUAUGAAACCCAUACGACUCUUCCACGCGACCUAGCAGAAGGUGUUGCCCGCACGAGAAAUGCAAACAGGGCUACUAAUAUCUUGGCUCAGGUCCAACCCGCUGUAUUCGACCUUACCAUUCACACACCGGCUACUCAUAAAGCAGCGGUAGAGAUGAAUACAACUGAGGUCUGGAACAAGACAAAGAGAGACAUACUCCCAUACACCUCAGGGUCGAACCCACAAGAUUGGGGUGCAGGACAGGCGCGGUUCGCACACAUGUUUCGCAAGAACGACGGUAGUUACUUCGCUUACCCUUUAUCCAUGGUCUAUGCAGCAGACCUCUUUGCAUCCGCGUUUGCACAGGACCCUAUGAGUCCGGAAGCUGGGAGGCGUUACAGAUAUCAGGUGCUGGAGCUAGGAUCGAGUCGUCCGGAGAUCGAGAUACUGAAAGGUUUUCUGGGACGGCAGCCGAGCUGUAGGGCCAUAUUUAAGGAGCUCAAUACUAGCUAG
Messenger RNA from Fusarium sp. VM40, 1134 nucleotides. The record is from the annotation of a GenBank genome assembly. Lineage: Eukaryota; Fungi; Ascomycota; Sordariomycetes; Hypocreales; Nectriaceae.